This is a messenger RNA of Drosophila takahashii, 6238 nucleotides long. RefSeq names its product transient receptor potential cation channel, subfamily M (gene Trpm). The record is from RefSeq and is a predicted model, not a curated record. Gene Ontology annotation, molecular function: monoatomic cation channel activity. Gene Ontology annotation, biological process: monoatomic cation transmembrane transport; protein tetramerization; metal ion transport. Lineage: Eukaryota; Metazoa; Arthropoda; Insecta; Diptera; Drosophilidae. Gene Ontology annotation, cellular component: plasma membrane.
CGAUUCGGUUGCGGAUGCAAAUUCCGUUGCAGCCGCUGCUCGCGAACCGCUUCGAAUUCAAUUAAUUAGAGCACAUUAGCGGGAAAUAGCGUACAAAUAGGCAUGGUGGUUACGGACUCCCCCCUUGCCCCGCACAAAUAUCUGCGUCGCAUAUCCAAGGACUUUUCCACCGUUCGGCGAUACAGCAAUACACCGGCUGUCGUCGCUUCGGUUCGAGCCUCCACAUCCGCUUUUAUUGCGGCCGAGUCGGCAGCCCAUCUGCCCACCACCCACUGUCGCGGGGAGUCCCCCCCGUUUCCACGAACUCCGGCUUCCACGCCGCGGGGCAUUCGGCGGCGCCAGCGGAUGCGGAAGCGCUCCUCGGUCUCCUCGACGCUAUCGAAGGUCCUGAUACUCAACGUGCGCGAUUUGCUAAAGGCCCAUCCCGGCAGUGAACCCCUGAAGGAGCACCAGCCGCGUAGUUGGAUCGAGACAAAUUUCCAGAAGCGCGAGUGCAUCAAAUUUAUACCAUGCCCAAGGGACGAUACAAAAUGCUGCUGUGGCCAGGCCCAGAUCACGCAUCAGACGAUACCGGGCAUCGAGAGUGGGUCGCCCGGAGACCUCUGGCUGCCCACGAAGCACACCCGCCCGCAGCCCACAGAUGCCUAUGGAACCAUCGAGUUCCAGGGCGGCGCCCACCCCACAAAGGCACAGUACGUUCGCCUGUCGUUCGACACGCGGCCCGAGCUGCUGGUGCAGCUAUUCACCAAGGAAUGGAAUCUGGAAUUGCCAAAACUUUUGAUCACCGUGCAGGGCGGCAAGGCCAACUUUGAUUUGCAGGCCAAGCUGAAAAAGGAGAUACGCAAAGGACUGCUGAAGGCGGCCAAGACCACGGGAGCCUGGAUAUUCACCGGCGGCACAAACACCGGCGUCACCAAGCAAGUGGGCGACGCCCUGCUCCUGGAGGGUCAGCAGCGGACAGGACGAGUGGUCAGCAUCGGCAUCGCUCCCUGGGGCAUCGUGGAGCGCAAUCACGAGCUGCUGGGCCACAACCGCGAGGUGCCCUGCCACAGCAUUAGUUCGCCCAGAUCCAAGCUGGCCGUGCUGAACAAUCGCCAUGCCUACUUUCUCCUGGUGGACAAUGGAACGCAGGCCAAGUACGGCGCCGAAUUGAUACUGCGUCGCAAGCUGGAGAAGUUCAUAUCCAACCUGAAGCUACACCCAUUCACACAUUCCAGUACGCCCGUCGUCUGCCUGGUGAUCGAGGGCGGCACCAACACGAUACGUGCGGUGCUCGAGUACGUGACGGAUUCGCCGCCGGUUCCGGUGGUCGUAUGUGACGGAUCCGGGCGUGCCGCCGACCUUUUGGCCUUCGUCCACAAAUAUGCCUCGGAUGGGGAGGAGCAGCCGGUACUGGAGUCCAUGCGGGACUACCUCAUCGGGACCAUACAGAAGACCUUCGAAGUGGGCCUGGACCAAUCCGAGAAACUCUACCAGGAGCUGCUACAGUGCACAAGGAACAAGAAUCUGAUUACCGUCUUUCGCAUACAGGAAAAGCCCGAGGGCGAGGCGCAGGAGCUGGAUCAGACCAUCUUAACGGCCCUCUUCAAGUCGCAGCAUCUCAGUCCGCCGGAGCAAUUGAGUCUUGCCCUGACGUGGAAUCGGGUGGACAUAGCGCGCAGCGAGAUAUUCGUCUACGGCCAGGAAUGGCCCAAUGGCGCCCUGGACGAGGCCAUGAUGCAGGCUCUGGAGCACGAUAGAAUCGAUUUUGUCAAAUUACUCCUCGAGAAUGGCGUUUCGAUGAAGAAAUUUCUAACAAUACCGCGCCUCGAGGAGCUCUACAAUACCAAACACGGUCCGGCCAACACGCUGGGAUACAUCCUGCGCGAUGUCCGACCGCACAUACCCAAGGGCUACAUUUACACGCUCCACGACAUCGGCCUGGUGAUCAAUAAACUAAUGGGCGGCGCAUAUCGAUCCUAUUACACGCGCCGCAAGUUCCGGCCCAUCUACGCCAAGGUUAUGAAUAGCUAUGCAAACGCCUGCCGCAAGUCAUCCACCUACCAGUACCAGCGAUAUGCCGGAGCCAAUUCGCUGAGCCUGGUCACCGGCCUGCUGCCCUUCACCUCGGAAAUGGCCCUCUUCGAGUUCCCCUUCAACGAGCUGCUGAUCUGGGCCGUGCUGACCAAGCGACAACAGAUGGCGCUGCUGAUGUGGACGCACGGCGAGGAGGCGCUGGCCAAGUCGCUUGUGUCCUGCAAACUAUACAAGGCCAUGGCCCACGAGGCGGCCGAGGACGACCUGGACACGGAAAUCUACGAGGAGCUGCGCUCCUAUGCCAAGGAGUUCGAGAGCAAAGGCAACAAGUUGCUGGACUUUAGUUACCGGCAGGAUGCGGAAAAGGCUCAAAGGCUGCUCACCUGUGAGCUGCACUCCUGGUCGAAUCAGAGCUGCCUUUCCCUGGCUGUGGCGGCCAACCAUCGUGCCCUGCUAGCUCAUCCGUGCAGCCAGGUGAUCCUGGCGGAUCUCUGGAUGGGUGGCCUGCGAACCCGCAAGAAUACCAACUUUAAGGUCAUCUUGGGUCUGGCGAUGCCCUUCUACAUCAGGCAGCUGGACUUCAAGUCGAAGGAGGAGCUGCAGCAGAUGCCGCAGACUGAGGAGGAGCAUCUGGAGAACCAGAAUCUGGACAAUGACGACUCGGAUCGAUCGCAGCCGGAUGCCGAGGCUCUAUUGGCGGAUACUUACUCAGUGCGCGAUACAAAAGUACACGAAAAUGGCAAAGUCUCGCUCACCGACUCGGAUCCCGCCCAAUUCAGGGAGUUCUUCAAUCUCUCCGAGUACAAUGAGGUGAAACAGCACCAGCCGCUGCGCCUGAAGAAGAAGUUCUACGAGUUCUACACGGCGCCCAUAACCAAGUUCUGGGCCGAUUCGAUUGCCUACAUGUUCUUUCUCAUAAUGUUCUCCUUCACUGUGCUGGUGAAGAUGGAGCAGAUGCCGCGGUGGCAGGAGUGGUACUCAAUAGCAUAUAUCACAACGCUGGGCUUUGAAAAGAUACGCGAAAUAAUAUCCUCCGAACCGGUGGCCAUUACGCAUAAAUUCUCGGUGUGGGCGUGGAAUAUGUGGAAUCCGUGCGACGGCGCCGCCAUAAUACUCUUCGUCAUCGGCCUGGCAUUUCGGUUCCGGGAGACCACCAUGGACAUUGGAAGGGUCAUCUACUGCGUGGACAGCAUCUACUGGUACCUGCGCAUCCUGAACAUCCUUGGUGUGAAUAAAUAUCUGGGACCUUUGGUAACCAUGAUGGGCAAAAUGGUGAAGAACAUGAUAUACUUCGUGGUCCUGUUGGCCGUCGUUUUGAUGAGUUUCGGGGUCAGCAGACAGGCGAUUCUGUACCCCAACAAACAGCCCACCUGGAGUCUUAUCAAGGAGGUCACCUUCCAGCCCUACUUCAUGCUGUACGGAGAGGUGUUCGCCGGCGAUAUCGACCCUCCCUGCGGCGAGGAUCCCAGCCAGCCGGGCUGCGUCACUGGGCACUGGGUAACGCCGAUAACCAUGUCCAUGUACCUCUUGAUUGCCAAUAUUCUGCUGAUAAAUCUGCUCAUCGCCGUGUUCAACAACAUCUUCAACGAGGUCAACUCGGUUUCGCAUCAGGUGUGGAUGUUCCAGCGGUUCACCGUGGUGAUGGAGUACCAACAGAAGCCCGUCCUGCCGCCGCCCUUCAUCGCGCUGUGCCACUUCUACUCGCUGCUCAAGUACUGUGUGCGAAAGGCGAAAGGAUUGGAGGUGCAGCGGGACAACGGUCUCAAGCUGUUCCUCGAGAAGGACGACCUGGAGCGGCUGUACGACUUCGAGGAGGAGUGCGUCGAGGGCUUCUUUCAUGAGCAGGAAAUCAUCCUCAAUCAGUCGACGGACGAGCGGGUGAAGAACACCACGGAGCGAGUGGAGACCAUGUCCCAGAAAAUCGAGGACAUCAAUCAGAAGGAGAACAUACAAACGGCCACCGUUCAGAACAUCGAGUUCCGCCUGCGGAAGAUGGAGGAGUCCUCGGAGCAGAUACUCUCCCAUUUGGCCGUUAUACAUCGCUUCAUGUCGACACACACCGCCGGCACGGAUGAUUUGCGCGGCUCGACGAUAAACAUUCCGGGGGAGAUGCAGCGCAUGCGCACCAUCUCGAUUUCGGACACGGAGGCUGGACCGGGAGGACCGGGCGGAAAUGGUGGCGGAGGCGGUGGUGGUGGCGGCGGAGGAGCCAUCGUUCCACUUGGCCUGGGCGCCGGACUGAAUUUAAAUUCGCUGCAGGUGACCACCCGGCGCCGCUUCAAUCGUUCGCUGACCGAAGUCCGGCCGGAUGCGUACAUCUUCGACGAGGGCACGCACUUUGAGGUGGUGCCGCUGCCGGAGGAGCCGGACGAGGUGGUCAAGUCCCGGGAGGCGCUCAACGAGCAGGUGGUCCGCAAGGCGUCCAUGCAAUCGGAGACGGACUCGGACAUCUACCUGCCCCUCUCACAGCGACCCUCGACCUGUGAGACAGUGAAGCGGACGCCCUAUGUGACGGUUCGCCAGGAUACGGGUGCCAGCACCGAGAGCAAGGACACCCUCACACCGAUGGGCAACAACGAUGACGACCAGACGCUCGUGGGAGGCGACAAUUCCGACGAUGCGGCGCCAGACAUCAACUUUGAGGCUGCCAGACACCGGGCCCUCCGACAGCGAACGGUCUCCCUGUGCCGCCGCAACUCGGAGACGUACUCUCUCACCGGAGCGGACAUGAACCGGUCGCACAUCAGCCUCAACCAGCUGGCCUCCUUGUCCCGCCGCCAGAUGAGCCUCACGCAAUCCGAACCGGACAGCGACAAGGAUGCACCCGCAGGCCAGGGAUCCGGAUCCGCACAUCCCGGUAAAUCAGUAUUGCAUGCGAAACCCUCCAGAAAUAUCUUGCUGAAACUGCACAGCGAGUAUACCUCGAUCACGGACGAGCUGGAGAGCGUCUGCCACAUGAUAGCAUCGCCCACGGUCUCGCUGCCGAGCAACAAAGCUUCAUUGGACCGCCCCAAAACCGAAAUGUCGCGGGCCGAGGCUGCGGCCUUGCUGGAGAAGAAGCACCUGAAGGAGUGCGAGGAGAACGACUAUAAGAUACUGGAGGGACUGAUUGAGUCACGCGGCUCCAUCGAUGCCAGCGCCCAGGGAUUUGAGAUCGGCGUAUCCAUAGACUACAGCCAUCGCUAUCCGCUGCGACGCGAGACCGCCGUGGAGCUGUCGCCUUCGAAGCCCUCGGUCGACGGCGACCUGAUGGGUGGCGGUGUCGGAGGUGGCGGCGCCGGCGGUGGCGAUAGCAGCGACACCAGUGGAGCCGGUAGCUGCGGUGCCAUGGUCGUCGUCUCGAGCGGCUUUCAGCUGAAGAACGAGCGCCCCUGGCAGCGCAACUCCUCGAUGGAGCAGCAAACGUAUCCCUCGCCCCUGGUGCCCACCCGGGCCACCAGUGACUUCCUCAAUGCUCCGUACGAGGCUACCGGGCGGCUGUUCAAGAAGUCUAGCGAGAGUUUGCAGAAGAACUCCAGCACGGAGACGGACUACUCGGCCCAUCCGUACCGCUUCAUCAAGCAGAGUUCCAACGAGACGAACACCUCGCUGACGGGCUCCUACAACGUGGACACUCCCUCGCUGACGGCGGAGCCCUCGCUGGAUGCCGGCGACUCGCACUCGGCGACGGGGAUUAGCAUCAGCGUUGGCGCUGUGGGCGGCGCUGCCACGGCACGUUACCAGCCCAUCCGUACCGCCUCGGUGGGAGCUGCCGACGGCAGGCGUUUGCGGGAGGAGAGCUCCAGCUCGCUGGACCUCAGCGCCUCGGGGCCAGUGACGAUGCAGGCAGCGCCGGCACCGCCAGCGCGUCCGAUGCAGCUGAAGAAACAGUUUAGCGUCGACCAGGGCAAGCCGUCGCAGCCGGCGGUCGGUGAGGCAGUGCCUCAGACUCCGGAAGCCGCUGCCCAGGCUGGUCAGGCCAAACUGGUUUCCACACUCAAGCCGCAGCCCUUUGCCAGCAAGCUGGGCAUGAAUGUGCUGAAGGAGAGCAGCUCUAGCACAGAGGAGUCCAUCGGGUCGUCCGCCAAGAGCAGCAAUCCGGCCCUGUCCAUACCACAGAUUAGCACCCAUCUGGUGCAGGACGAGAUCGCCAAGCUGUCGUCGAACAUCAAGAGCAGCACCGAUUCGGAGAAAGACCCGCCGUUCAACGAGACAAUGUGUUAGCGAAGUAGGAGGAGGAUUA